CGGCUGAAUGGAUGAAUGAACUCGAUGGUCCAGACGGUCUUCGCAAAUCAUAUACCAAAUCGCGGACGCGACACGAGAAUUCAUCAACUGUCCGCAGGAAGCCAGCAUAAUUAGAGAGCAUAUCACAAAGAAAAUCGUCUUUUUGCCUGCACUAUAAUAACCGCGAAACGAUGGCCGACGUUGAGAUGCACGACGGCGACGCUUCGCCACGCGCCGACAGCCCAGAAGCCUCUGGCAACGCGUCCAAGGUCAGCGAUAUGCAGACGCACGCGAAGGCCACAGCCGUGCGCUCCAUAGAGGGUUGGAUCAUCAUGGUGACCAACGUCCACGAGGAGGCAGACGAGGAAGCGAUACAUGACAAGUUUGGCGACUUUGGCGAGAUCAAGAACCUGCACCUGAACCUUGACCGGAGGAGUGGUUAUGUCAAGGGUUACGCUUUGAUCGAGUAUCCCACUCUCGCUGAGGCUCGUGCUGCCAUCGACGGAGCCCAUGAAAGCAAGCUGCUCGAUCAGACGGUCUACGUAGACUUUGCGUUUGUCCGGCCGCCGCCGAACAAGGGUGGCGCGGGUGGUCGUGGCACCGGAUGUGGUGCGCCUCGUGGAAGGGGACGCGGGAGAAGCCGCAGUCGCAGCCCUGCCAAGAAUGGCGACUAGUUCCCCAGGUAUUCUUUAUUAUAGAUUUGGGGUGAUCAAUGAGCUUUUUUGGGGGCACGAAUGGGCAUCAAGAGACUGCCUUUCAGCCAAGUCCGGCAUACUGCCAUCGUGCCUAAUCCUGGCACGCUAGCUUGUCUGCCUAUUUCUUCCCAAGCUGGGGAAGAGAGCAUGUCGACAUGUCAACCCUCGGAGUAAAGUGGUGCCGCUCAAGGUGCGGCGGCAGAGCCCUAGAUACAUGGACAUGUCGGCAUCCCGUCCCGGCCACUAAAAGGCUCCGUCUACUAGAGAAACAACAGAAUGACGAAAUAUUCAUUGGAAAAAGAAAAAAAAGAAGACAAAAGUCCGGCUUCGAGCUAUCAAACUAUGCCCCCCAACCCGACGAUGUCAUGCAAAUAACUGAGCGCCUUUCUGUAUGUAACACUUUUAGCUGAAGGCGAUGCUAAUCAAUUUCGACCUCCACUUUUCACCCGCAAGAAACUGGAGCAACACGCUGUGAAGUGAAGGCCCCUAUUGACUUGAGUAUGAC
Molecule: messenger RNA, 1179 nt
Organism: Pyricularia oryzae 70-15
Lineage: Eukaryota; Fungi; Ascomycota; Sordariomycetes; Magnaporthales; Pyriculariaceae
Product: RNA-binding protein 8A
Exons: 3
Coding region: 171-653 (160 amino acids)
Biological process (GO): RNA splicing
Cellular component (GO): cytoplasm; exon-exon junction complex; nucleus
Molecular function (GO): mRNA binding
Source: RefSeq, a predicted model, not a curated record